Messenger RNA from Rubroshorea leprosula, 1387 nucleotides. The record is from the annotation of a GenBank genome assembly. NCBI's taxonomy places the organism in Eukaryota, Viridiplantae, Streptophyta, Magnoliopsida, Malvales, Dipterocarpaceae.
GGCUAGAGCUAUGGUUCUCCAUGCUUCUAAUUGGGUCCAUCAAGCCUCACUUACCCUCCAUGGGUUGGACUCGGGCCAUACCCUUAAAAGUGGCAAUAGUUUAGCACUAAGUGACUGUGCCAAGUUGUAUAAUGAGAGUGAGUAUAGGCUCUCGUUUCUCCUCUCCGGUGAAGGCUACAACAUUAACGACACUCGCACUUGGUUAAGCGCCGUGCUCACCAACCAUAGGACUUGUUUGGAUGGAUUGAAUGAGAAAGGGUUUGUUAAAGCUAAUAAUGCAGUUUCCCAUAACUUAACAGUGUUUCUUAGUGAAGCUCUGGCUCUGUAUAGGAAGGGUAAGGGUACAAAGCAAGGUAAGGAUGGAUACCAAAACGGUGGGAUUUUGGUGUCAUGGAGCCCGGCAACAUCUAGGGCAGAUUUUCUGGUUGCGAAAGAUGGUUCCGGCACCCACAGAACAAUAAAUGAGGCAGUGGCUGCAGCUGCAAGAAUGGACAACAGCCACCUCGGAAGAGUAAUCAUCUACGUGAAGGCAGGGGUUUACAAUGAGAACGUGGAAAUUGAAAGGAAUGCGAAUAACAUAAUGAUGGUCGGUGAUGGCAUGAACAGAACAAUCGUCACGGGUAACCAGAAUGUCCCUGGUGGCACCCUACAGCUCCGCAACAUUUGGGACAUGACGUUCGAGAACACUGCCGGUCCGGAGAAACGACAGGCGGUGGCACUGAGGGUGAACUCUGACCGCUCUAUCUUUUACCGGUGCAGCUUCAGGGGUUAUCAGGACACCCUGUUCGUCCACUCGCUCAGGCAAUUCUACCGUGACUGCCAAAUCUACGGCACCAUCGAUUUCAUAUUCGGCAACGCGCCGGCCGUCUUCCAGAACUGCGAUAUUUUCGUCAGGAAACCCAUGAGCCUCCAGGCCAACAUAAUAACCGCACAGGGCAGGGAAAAUCCCAACGAAAACACUGGGAUUUCGAUCCAGGGAUCACGGGUCAGGCCCGCACCCGAUCUAGUCCCUGUAAAAGAUUCGUUCAAAACUUAUUUAGGCAGCCCCUGGAAAGAAAACUGCAAGUAUAUGAACACCGGUGGAGGAGCCUCGACGGCAAACAGACUGAAAUGGCCGGGUUUCCAUGUGUUGAAGAGUCGCAAGCAAGCUAGCCCCUUUGAGCUCAGCAAUUUCAUUCAAGGGGAGUCCUGGAUUCCGGAGAGCGGUGUGCCAUUCUCUCUUGAAAUUUAAUGGCAGUUUACUCAAUUUUCAAGCUUGUGUUCUACGUAAGAUCCUAUCUUGUCUUGUACUAAUGAACUAAUAGUGAAAUCAGAAAAGGGAUGGACAGGUCACAGCAGGUUGGAGUGACCGUAAAACAGCAUUUUCUAAUGAAAUUGCUGGCUGAUA